Molecule: messenger RNA, 6085 nt
Organism: Oncorhynchus keta (chum salmon)
Lineage: Eukaryota; Metazoa; Chordata; Actinopteri; Salmoniformes; Salmonidae
Product: dachshund homolog 1-like
Exons: 12
Coding region: 2309-4270 (653 amino acids)
Source: RefSeq, a predicted model, not a curated record
UUAUCACUUAAAGACAAUAGCAAGGAAUUUGUCUCAUUUUAAAUUUGGGGACUGCAAGCUUUUUGUUUUUGUUUCUAUAAAUACCUUACAUUUGUUGUGGUUUUGUCAUGUGUAAAUGUGGGCUAUUCUUUUGGUGCUGAAAUCCGACCACACUAGUCGCCUCUCAACUCCAUCGUAAAUCGUGGAGGCAAUGGCUAUCCCAGGCAUUGUAUUCACCACUCCAUGUGGAUGUGAUAGUCAUGGAGGUAUGUAACGUCACAUUCACUUAGACCAGAUGAGACUUUGCCUAUCUGUUCUUUCUUGCACAGUAUUUACUUCAUUUCAAUGUAACAUUAUUGUUUCAAACAGGGCCAGAAGUGAGACACUACAACGGUGCCAAGUUUGGGCCGCAUUCAAUGACAGAACACUGUAUAUAAAAUAAUGGGUGCCAAGACCUGAGGUCGACAGUGGGGAGAUUGCUACCUUCCAUUCUGUCGAGACGUUUUUACAUCGCCACAACCUGCACUGGGGCAGGGAAUAAGGGCUGUUUCAGGGACUUAUUUCUGAAGACCAUUCGUCACCGUAAGUUUUGAUAUUAUUAAAUGAGUUACACUUGUUUUCUCUACUUUUGAGUAGAUUCAAAUGUAACUCAAUGUUCUUUAUUUGUGUAUAGUAGCCAUUCAGAAGAACCUUGCAACCUGGGAUGCCACAGAUGAGGGGGUCCAGAUUCGUGUCACCCGUUACCCGUAAGGGACCUCCGAUUGUGAAGGCGGCAGGCAACUGCGCACAAGGAAGAGGGAUCUGAUGCAGUGAGGGUCAACUUCAAGUCUCGGACCGCCUGUCUCAAAGCCACACCCUUCUUAUGUCACCUCACUGCACUACUAAUGUAUAUACUUUCAUAUAACUAUGCUGUAUGGUGUGUACCUUAUUCCACUCACAAUGUACAUGGGCAAACAAUGUCCAUACUACUAUCCCAAAAGUUUUUAUUUGUAUUUUUUAUCUGCAUGCCUCAUACUUGAUUUAGUCGUUUUCUUAGUGUUAUGUAAAUGCAAUGUCAGUUAUUUGACUGCUUUUCUAUGUUACUUAUUUGAUUUACUAUGUCACUUUUGUCACAAUUGCACUGUGUGAGAAGCCUGCAAAUACAUGACAAUAAAAUUCGAUUUGACUGGAUUUGGAUUGGUCAUCACCAGUGGAUCCAGGUGACCAGGACUGGCCCUCAUUAUCUGAUAUAUACUGCACACACACAAUCAUUUACAGUACUUUUCCACAAACAUUUUACAAUGGCAUCCAAUGUAUCUUAAAUAAUACAAAUCUAUAAAUAAAUAAAAAAUAAGUGGUGACAGGGGGUAGGCAUGCCCUGGCUUGAUAGCGAAAAAAAUCGUAUUUCUUCUGAUUGGCAGCUGUAGUGUCACUGGUCGGGAGAGGGCGGGUGGGCUUUGUUAGGAAAUCCACACAUGAACCGUAGAAGCACGGUUGAUGCUUGACAAAGCCGCCUAUCGCGGGCGCCGGGUGAAUGAGGACGAUGGGCAAAAAAGCUGUUGCAUGGCGCUUGACCAUUCUGGAGGGAUUGCCGGUCUCCCAGAUGCUCAUCGCUGAUGCAGAAUUUAAUUGACAUAAUUGCACUGAACUGUGAUUUGUAAAUAUAAACCAAUCUAAAAAGGUAUAAUAUGUUUGAUUGAUUUCAGUUUUCAAACAAAAGUGCAUUUAAAGAAGACAGGCGAUAAUUGCGUGAAAGUAGGGCUACUUUUAUCAGUUAAUAUGUUUACUUAACAAUCACUUAAAAAGUGUUACAAUCAAUCCCGGUCUCCCUUCCUUCACUGUAUUUGCACUCAAUGUCCCUUGACGCAUGCGAUUACGUAUGAUAUGCAACAUCUCAAAAACAUGUUUUAGAUUAAAGAAAGCCAUAUAAAAUAAUGACGUGUUAUAUAAUAUGAUACAAUGACUUGUAAUAAUUUCCUAACUAAAUAAAGGUUCAAUAAAAUCAUAUUUAAAUUAUGUCUGUCUUUUCUUCAAGGGUUUCCACUGUCCCUUAGCUCCUCCCUCUCUGUACCUUGUGACAACCACAACUCAUCAACAGAGCAUAUGCGGAGCCGCACUUAUCUGCUCAUUCUCCUCCUGUCAUUCCGCCUUCUAUCUUUGAUCAUUGUCCCACCGCGCUCAGCCCAAACCCUCACUCACCACCUAUUUUCAGCAUCUCUCUCUACUCCCCAACUCAUCAGAGGAGCUAAACUCCCGUGGAAUCUUUCAUUUGGAGUUCCUCGACUGCCGCACUUUUUUCCGCAGGAGUGGUUUUUAUACUUUGAACUUACUCUUCUUCCCCUCGGUGACCAUGGCCGUACCGGCUGCUUUGAUCCAGCCAAUCCCUCUGGUCCAGACGCCUUCGAUCUCCACUCCUUCCGCGACCACGUCCCCGCCGUCAACAACUUCUUCCCCGUCUCCCUCCGUGGGCCCAUCCGGCCAGAACCUAUUCCGCUCGGAACUCCUCGCCAACAGUAGCCCCGGCAUCUCGACCGGGACUCUGCCCAGCAAACCAGUCUACUCGACCCCGUCGCCUGUUGAAAACACCCCGCAGAACAACGAGUGUAAAAUGGUAGAACUGCGGGGGGCGAAGGUGGCGUCUUUCACCGUGGACGGCUGCGAACUCAUCUGCCUGCCCCAGGCGUUCGAUCUGUUUCUGAAGCACCUGGUCGGAGGACUGCACACCGUGUACACCAAGCUGAAGAGACUGGAGAUCACACCGGUGGUGUGCAAUGUGGAGCAGGUCCGCAUCCUGCGAGGUCUAGGGGCCAUCCAGCCAGGAGUCAAUCGCUGCAAACUCAUCUCCAGAAAAGACUUCGAGACUUUGUACAAUGACUGCACCAAUGCCAGCUCCAGACCAGGCAGACCUCCAAAGAGGACCCAGAGUGUGACAUCAUCAGAGAACCCACACAUCAUGCCUCACUCUGUCCCUGGCCUCAUGUCCCCUGGAACCUUCCCAUCCUCAGGGCUGACAGCGGCAGCGGCGGCAGCUGCCAACGCGGCCAUUGCCGAAGCCAUGAAGGUGAAGAAGAUCAAGCUGGAGGUGAUGAGCGGCUACCACGGCAACGCCAACCAGCAUGGGGCAGACGGUGAGAACGGAGACGUCAGCUCCAGUGUGGGUUUGGAACUGCCCUUCAUGAUGAUGCCCCACCCCCUGAUCCCGUGCAGCUUGCCCCCUGCUUCUGUCACCAUGGCAAUGAGCCAGAUGAACCACCUCAGCACCAUCGCCAACAUGGCCGCCGUCGCACAGCAACAGAGCCUGCCCUGCAGAAUGGUCACCUCAGUUAUCAAGGACCAGGAUUGGGAAACACUGUUAUAUUCCAACAUGGCCGAUGUGGCACAGCAGCAGAGCCUGCCCUGCAGAAUGGUCACCUCAGUAAUCAAGGAGCGUGUCCCAGACAGUCCCUCCCCCACCCCUUCCUUAGAGGACGGCAGGAGGCCCGGCAGCCACCCGUCGUCCCACCGCAGCAGCAGUGUCUCCAGCUCACCGGCCCACACAGAGAGCUCCUCAGACAGGAUACGUACGUCCCCCUAUUCCCUCCCCAUGCAACGAGUCAGACUGGCUAACUGCGUGUUCAGUUCCGCAACCAUACAUCAGAAUGGUCUUUCUAUGAACCAAAUGAACCAAGCUCUGCUGGGCCUCUCCCCUAGCAUUCUGCCUGGGCCUAAAGAAGGAGACCUGGCCCACGACAUGAGUCACGAAGCAAAGAGGAUGCACAUUCACAAAGACGACAAUCCAAUGUGCACCCCGACUGCGAGAGACAGCUACGAGAGGCUGUCAUUGACUGGACAGGGUCUACCACCUGGCUUCCCUUCGCCAUUCCUGUUCCCAGACGGCCUGUCAUCAAUAGAGACUCUUCUCACUAACAUACAGGGCCUGCUGAAGGUUGCGAUUGACAACGCACGGGCCCAAGAGAAGCAGGUGCAGCUGGAGAAGACGGAGCUAAAGAUGGAGCUGUUCAGGGAAAGAGAGCUCCGGGAGACCCUGGAGAAACAGCUCGCUAUCGAACAGAAGAACAGAGCAAUAAUCCAGAAGCGCUUGAAGAAGGAGAAGAAGGCAAAGAGGAAACUUCAGGAGGCUCUGGAGUACGAGUCCAAGAGGAGGGAGCAGGCUGAGCAGUCCCUCAAACAGCCCUCACCCUCAGAAGGCCUGCGCUCACUCAAUGACUCACUGACCCCAGAGAUGGAGAGUGACCGCAGUGCUGGAAGAACAGAUGCUGAGAGGACAAUACAAGAUGGAAGACUGUUCUUGAAAACCACAGUGAUGUACUGAUAAGAAGAUGAUGCGGAGAGCUGAAGGGGAAAACAAUCCCAUGAAGAUACUCAAGAGCCCUUAUCCAGGCAGAUUUAGUAGCAGAAACAAGUCUCGCUGCGUUUACUGUAGCAGUUCAAUGGAAGUGUGUUUGGCCAAACGCCGAAGAAGGGUUGUGUCUGAAUGUAGAAUUAGAACACUUUUUCUUACAGAUAUCAACAUAAUAUAGUAGCUAAAGCAGGUUUUGAUGCAUUGAGGUGGGUUGUUUUCUAAGUAUAAACACAUUUUUAGCACAGUAAAUAAUUACCAAGGGGUACACUGUUGGUAAUAUCUCAGAUAAAUUCUCAGCACUGAAGAUUUUUUAUACUGUAUUUCAACCAGCGAGAAAGCUUUGAACAUGGUCAGACUCAGAGGUUUUGUUUUGUAUUUCAAGUUUAAUUCCAAAAUAUAAAGCUUGGAAAGAACCUGUGAAAAAAAAUUAUAAUUUAUCCGUAUGUUGAUCAAAGGAGGCGACUGAGAUUUGAUUUGAAUGUUUUCUAAAUAGAAGAAAAUACAAUCAAGUUUCCUUUUUACUAUUGUUGUAUACACCAGAACUGAUGAUAAUGAUAGGAUAACUCACUCUAUCAAUAUGGUAUAUGUAUAAAGUUAAGAGGUGGUAUUGGGUAUGCAGUAGAUCUAUUAGGAAGACAAUACUGACAUUUAUAUGAAUUUAUAGUUUGUUUUUAUUUCAUUUCUGAGCCAUCAUUCUUUAAAAUACCUGCCAUUUUGGUGAGAAAGCAUGCAGGCAUGUAAAUGUUUGUCCUGGAAUUAUGAUAUUUAAAUCCUAUAUUGUGCUGAACAAAUACGUAGGGUUGAUUCACUUUAGCCCAACUGAUUUCGAAAAUGUACACCUCAAACAUUUUGCUUUCCAAUAACAACUUUUGCUGUCAAUAGUAACCCUUUGCAACAGGUAAUACUGUUUUUUAUUUGAACACUUUUUUAAAGAUAGUUUCCCAGACACCUUUGUUCCUAAUGUGUGGCUAUUAACAUGUUACAUGGACUGUUGGUAAUCACAUAUUAUCACUUGGUAACGAAUCUCCUCUUUCAAGACAAUUUAUUCAGAAGUCACAUACAGAUAGAUAUAGGAUCUUAAUUUGACCAGAUUCUCAAAGCAGGACAAUAAUCCUGCAGAUAAAGGAAAUGUGAAUUAUUAUGUGGAUUAUAAUGAAUUUACAUUUUUGUAUGGGGCUGAUCCAUUUUUUGUUUGUGCAAAUCAAGUCCAACAUUUUAAAGUUUUAAACUAUUUCAUGCCGUGCAGGACAUGUCCUGCAACAACAGGGUGAUCAAAUUAAGAUCCUACAUGUGUACAGACAAUGGACCAGCUAGAAUGACUAUCGGAAACAAUUAACCGACCCUCUCCGUUGUAGAGUAUUGGUAUGAAAACUGAAGCAAAGUUCCCUCACAAAAUCAGUGAUGUACAGUAUUUUAAUGCAAUCAUGAUGCAGCAAAAAGAAGACAUUUUACUUUAUGGAGAGAUGUGCUUUAUUUGUAUUCAAGCUGAAGGUUGAAUAGUUUUGCACAUCAGGUGAGUCAACUCUUAUGCAGUAUGUAAAAGUUAAUUCCAGAGACAUGAGCUGAUUUCUGUCAUGUACUGUAACAGGAACAAGCUAUGUGUUUGAAAAAAUGUUGGGAAAAGUGUUGGGAAAAGAGUCUGUGUGUCUGUCCCAUAUUCACACUUUAUUUUACUUUGAAAGUUUGUUGCGAUGUUUAUUGUUGACCUGUCGCUAAUAACUUACAUAUAGCUACGCAUAGCACACUUCAUUGUACUUCAACUUUAAAUAAACUUCAAAUGUUGAU